AUGUCCCAGGAGGCAUGGUCUGCCCUUCACACAAGCUUCGCAUCUCAGCAGCAGGCCCGUGCUCACACUCUUCAUACGGAGCUGGGGGAGACCAAGCUUCUUGACCUCAGCAUUACCGACUACUUCGGCAAGAUGACGCGUCUCGCAGACACCUUGGCCUCCAUUGGUCAACCGCUUCGCAAAGAGAACUUCACCACCUUCGUCAUGAACGGCCUGGACGACGACUAUGAUAACCUUGCUGAGAACAUCAAUGGUCGUGAUACUCCGCUUGAACCUCGUGAGCUCUACGCCCGCCUCCUCGCCACGGAACAGUGCAUCAAGUCCCGCCGUCCCAACCCGAGUUUUAUUGCUGCCAAUGCUGCCACUCGUGGUAAAGGGACGCCCUUCAAGUCACCUGCAGGUGGCAAAUCAGUACCACUGACUCCACAGGCUCAGCGGCCGCCCGUCGCCGCCUCCUUGCCCACGACCGGGGGUGGUCGCCUAUUUUCCUGCUGCCCCUCAUGCGGCGUUCAGCUCCCCUGUCAACUGUGCAGCCUUCCAGGUCACAUCGCUUCCCGCUGUCAUCGCCGCUUCAAGCAGGACUUUCUCGGCAUCGGCAACAAUGGCAAAGGCAACGAGAACAGGCUGCCUUGGCCACUCACGAGCCUUCUCAUCAAGCAGGCCACACUCCAUCAUAUCCCAUCGAUCCAACUUGGUAUAUGGACACGGGCGCUACGAAUCAUCUGA
This is a messenger RNA of Aegilops tauschii subsp. strangulata, 726 nucleotides long. RefSeq lists its product as uncharacterized. Lineage: Eukaryota; Viridiplantae; Streptophyta; Magnoliopsida; Poales; Poaceae. The record is from RefSeq and is a predicted model, not a curated record.